Zymoseptoria tritici IPO323 is the source of this 1739-nucleotide messenger RNA. RefSeq lists its product as uncharacterized. The transcript has 9 exons. The record is from RefSeq and is a predicted model, not a curated record. Lineage: Eukaryota; Fungi; Ascomycota; Dothideomycetes; Mycosphaerellales; Mycosphaerellaceae. Bases 102 to 1739 code for a protein of 545 amino acids. Gene Ontology annotation, molecular function: NADP binding; flavin adenine dinucleotide binding; N,N-dimethylaniline monooxygenase activity.
UGACGCGGUCGUAUCAAGGGAAACAUCUACAUCCUUUCGUAUUCUCAAGUCACAUUUCGCUUCCCUCCACCAAUCUCUGAUCACCUUUUCUGCGCAUCAAUAUGUCUCAAGAAUCCUUCGACGCAGUUAUUGUAGGCGCUGGGUUCGGCGGCAUCUACCAACUGAAACGCCUCCGCGAUGACUUGAAAUUGAAAUGCCUGGUAAUUGACCAAGCCGGUGGACCAGGCGGAACAUGGUUCUGGAAUCUCUAUCCUGGCGCGAUGAGUGACACCGAGAGCUAUGUCUAUCGCUUCUCCUGGGACAAGGAGGACCUUCAGGAGUAUCCUUGGCCAGAGCACUACGUCAAGCAGCCGGAAGUACUUGCGUAUCUGAACCACACUGUCGACAAACAUGACCUGCGGAAGGACAUGCGUUUCAACACGGCCAUGAAAGGUGCAAAGUGGAAUGACUCCACCGGAAGAUGGGAGAUUGAAACGCAAGAGGGUGAUUAUGGCGGAGAGAAGACGAUCAGUGCAAGGUACUUGAUCACCAGUCUGGGUCUACUUUCCAAGCAGAACUAUCCGGACAUUCCGGGUAUUCACGACUUCAGAGGCGAUCUCCAUCAUACUGCAAAGUAUCCGAAGGACUUUCCGCUUGAAGGCAAGAAAGUAGCAGUGAUCGGUUCAGGCUCCACCGGCGUGCAGGUCAUCACAGAGAUCGCCAGGAAGGUCAAAAGCUUGACUUGCUUCCAACGCCACCCACAGUACAGUGUUCCGUCAGGAGAUGCGAAGGUGACGCCAGAAUACCGCAAGUGGGUCAACGAUAACUACGACGACAUCUGGAAGCAAGUCCACAACUCCGUCACUGCAUUUGGUUUCGAGGAGAGUAAGAUCUCAUACCACGACGUAAGCCCCGAGGAGCGCGAACGCACCUUUCAAGAGAAUUGGGACAAAGGCAACGGGUUCCGCUUCAUGUUCGGCACUUUCAACGACAUCACAUUCGACGCAGAAGCGAACGAAGGCGCCUGUGCAUUCAUCCGCAAGAAGAUUGACGAGACCGUCAAGGAUCCAGAGAAGGCGAGGAAGCUUAAGCCAAGGGACGUCUACGCUCGACGCCCACUUUGUGAUGGCAAUGCUUCUAACGGUGAGAAGUACUUCGAGCAAUUCAAUCGGGAUCAUGUCGAUAUUGUGGAUCUGAAGGAGACACCGAUAGAGCGGAUCGAGGCCAAUGGGAUUCGGACUUCGGAUGGCAAGUUCUAUGAGCUUGAUGUUCUGAUCUUGGCGACCGGAUUCGACGCUGUUGAGGGCAACUAUUCGCGCAUGGCAAUCCACGGCCGAGAUAAUGUCUCUUUGAAGGAGAUGUGGGACGAGACUGGCCCGACAAGCGUGCUGGGUGUUUGCAUCCCUGAGUUUCCAAACUUGUUCAUGAUCAACGGACCAAAAGGGCCAUUCACCAACCAGCCUCCAGCCAUUGAAGCCGAAGUCGACUUCGCCACGGAUACAAUCGCACGGUCCGAGAAAGGAUCCACCAAAGUCGUCGAAGCGACCAAAGAAGGCGAGAAGUGGUGGGCGGACUUGUGCGAAGGUCUGGCGGCCAACAGUCUGUUCUGGAAGGCAACGGAGAAUUGGAUUUUCGGAGCCAAUAUUCCAGUAGGGAAGAAGCGUACUCUGAGAUUCUACUUCGGAGGCAUGGGAGGAUACAAUGCGGAGCUGCAGAAGUGCAAAGACCAGGGAUAUCCAGCUUUCAAGCCGUUCGUGUAG